Molecule: messenger RNA, 2834 nt
Organism: Dendroctonus ponderosae (mountain pine beetle)
Lineage: Eukaryota; Metazoa; Arthropoda; Insecta; Coleoptera; Curculionidae
Product: cGMP-dependent 3',5'-cyclic phosphodiesterase
Exons: 10
Coding region: 444-2729 (761 amino acids)
Biological process (GO): positive regulation of gene expression; regulation of mitochondrion organization; cGMP catabolic process
Cellular component (GO): perinuclear region of cytoplasm; mitochondrial outer membrane; synaptic membrane
Molecular function (GO): 3',5'-cyclic-GMP phosphodiesterase activity; 3',5'-cGMP-stimulated cyclic-nucleotide phosphodiesterase activity; protein homodimerization activity
Source: RefSeq, a predicted model, not a curated record
GUCUAGAUAGUCCCAAGUGCUGAUCGAAAAUAAAUAAAAAUGCAUUUGAACCGGAAUACCGAAGUGAUUGACUCGGGGCUGCUUAAUAUUUAUUCAGCUUGUCACGUUGUUAUAAAGCGGGAGUGUGUGUGCAUUUCUCACCGAUAAAAGUGAAACGGAAAUGUUCACCACUCGUCGUCCGAUAUCGUUGGUGUGGGGCCAAUUUGCUUGAAAGGCCAGUCUAUCAUGUUUAUGGUUUUAAUUAAUUUAAUGCAAUCGUAAAUCCCAUUAGGAUUGAACGCAAACUGAACCAUUUGGCAAAUGAUUAUGUGACAUCACCAUGACAUUUUUCAUAUUAAACUAUCUAUUUGUUUUAUCUAAUCUUUAAGUUGCCUAAUUUGAUUAUUGAAAUUCUCUGUGAUUGAAAAAAAACACAUACUUCUUAACCGGGUUUAUCGUAAAACAUGUCCAAGCAGGAGUGCUCGCAUCCAGAUCCAGACCUAUUUAUCGCUCCGCCGUACUGUAAAAAAAAUGGAAAUCCUGAUGACGACUCGCCCAAGGAUUUCCAACUGCCUGAUGAAGUUUCCAUAUCAAAAGUCGAGGUUUCAAACCCUGGCAAAAUAUUGCAGCUACUCGAAAGUCUCACUGAUGCCUCCACCAGAAAACUGGAGGCAAAACUCAACAGAUACCUAAAAACGGAAUGUGAAGCGAAAUUUUCAUUCAUGAUCAAUCUACACAGCAUCGCAGAAGAAGCGGCCGUUCACGUAAUUCAAGAGCGCAUUCUGGCCGAUAAACUAACGGCUCAACUAACAGACGAAGCAUUUAGCGCAAUUUUAGACUACCAAACGAACAGUCUAACGGCUGGCGCCACCUUAGACCCCAAAAUACAGUUGCUGAUUAGGGAAGUUGUACCUGAAGGAACUGGGGACGUAGUGAUAGUGCCAGUUUUGGCUAGAGAUCGCAAAGAAACAGAAGCGGCCUACCCAGUGAUUCUAGUAUGCAUAGUCAACCCUACGAAAGACAGUGGCUACAUAUCGAAAAUCGUAAGUGAGACAUUUAGAUAUUGCCUUACGAUUAUUCUCAACACACGGGAAUGCGAGGACCAAAGGCGCCUUAAGGCUGAAUGUCAGAAGUUGUUGCUGGUGGCACGAAAAUUGUUUUCUCAUCUUGGAGAUUUAAGUGAUCUGCUAAAGGAAAUCAUGUCUGAAGCGCGUCGCUUAACGAAUGCGGAACGAUGUUCGCUGUUUUUAUUGGAUCCGGAUCACAUGCAUCUGGUGGCCAAAGUAUUCGACGGCGUCAGCCCAGAAGAACGAAGCACUGAAGUGCGAAUUGCCGCUGAUCAAGGAAUUGCCGGACAUGUGGCUGCAACUGGAGAAAUCCUCAACAUAAAAGAUGCGUACAAGCAUCCCCUAUUCUAUAAAGGCAUGGACGAAGCGACCGGGUUCAAAACACGAAACAUCUUGUGCUUUCCCAUAAGGGAUGAAGACAGUAUUGUGGGGGUUGCACAGUUGUGCAACAAAGAAGGCGGCCACUUUGACUACUUCGACGAGCAAGUGGCGAAUGCCUUCAGCAUCUACUGCGGCAUUUCCAUAAUGCACAGCUUGGUCUACAAGAAGAUUCAAGACGCCCAGGCCAGGAGCCGACUGUCUAACGAGCUGAUGAUGUACCACAUGCAGGUGAGCAGGCAGGAUGUACUGGAUGUGACGAUGUGCCCCAGUGAGCACAAAAUGCCCGGAUUUUCCAACUUCAGUUUCACACCGCGCAAAAUAUUGGCAAAAGAAUCGCCAUGCUUCGUAUUGAAAAUGAUGAAAGAUCUGGGCUUUAUCGAUAGCUUCAACAUAAAAGCCGACACCCUAGCACGAUUCAUUUUGUACGUGCGGAAGGGCUACCGAGAUGUUCCGUAUCACAAUUGGUCGCACGCCUUUUCAGUAGCGCAUUUCGCUUAUUUGGCUUUGAAAAAUUUCCAGCUAGUAGAAAAAGGAUAUUUUACGCAACUAGAAGCGUUGGCCUACUUUGUAUCCUGCCUAUGCCACGAUAUCGAUCAUCGUGGAACGACAAACUCGUUCCAACAGCAAUCCAACAGCGUUUUAGCCAGUUUGUACUCGAGCGAAGGAUCGGUAAUGGAAAGACAUCACCUGUCACAAACCAUCUGUACGCUUAAUACCGAGGGUUGCAACUUUUUGGAUUCCCUAUCGAAAGACGACUACGUAAAGUGCUUAGAUCUAAUCAAGGACAUGAUUCUGGCAACGGAUUUGGCCUCACACUACAAGAUCCAUUCCAGACAACUCGCGAUGGCACAAGAAGGGUAUGACAAAAUUAAGCCUGAAAACAGGUUUUAUUUGGCCAGUCUUCUAAUGACCUGCGCUGACUUGUCCGAUCAAACCAAGGACUGGACGGAGACGAAAAAAGUGGCGCAGCUAAUUUAUGCGGAGUUUUUCGCGCAAGGAGAUCUGGAGAAGAAGAUGGGGAAAGAGCCGGCGAAUAUGAUGGACAGGGAAAAAGCCUCCAUACCCGAUCAUCAGCUGGAGUUUUUAACGCAGUGCUGUAUUUGCAUAUUUAGAAUUCUCGCUGCAGUGUUUCCAAACGCCAAAGUCUUAGUAGACGCUAUAAAACAAAACAUUCUCUGUUGGGAGUCUUCGAAGCGCAUUUUCAACAAGCUGUGUGUAGAAGGGGUAACUUCAUACGAAGUCCUGGUAAGCGAAGAAUUGGAGUCUGAAGUUCAAAACACAUUGGACAAUCUCAAUGAUUGACGAGACACAAAAAUAUAUCAAAAGCAACCGCCAAAAGACAUAUAUGUGCAAUAAGCUUCGUAAGCAAAUCAAAAGUAUUGUAGGAAUUAAAAUGUUACCUUUUUA